Penicillium cosmopolitanum is the source of this 414-nucleotide messenger RNA. RefSeq lists its product as uncharacterized. The record is from RefSeq and is a predicted model, not a curated record. The transcript has a single exon. Lineage: Eukaryota; Fungi; Ascomycota; Eurotiomycetes; Eurotiales; Aspergillaceae. Bases 1 to 414 code for a protein of 137 amino acids.
AUGUACAAUCAAAUUCAGUUGAACAGGAGUGUCGUGGAUAUCAAAACUAGCAAGAGUGGUUACACUAUCGAUGGGCUUGGCCUGACCUGGCCUGUCAUGGUUGCAAUGGAGAGUCUGGUGUUGUCUUGUCGCUCUGGGAGGAAGAAUUCUUUUUGGUCGCGUAAGGGAAAUAACAAAAGGAUGGGGUAUGCGAGCUCGCAUGUCCAUCCUGCAGCUUUACUCGGUGCCCACCGUGGGGACCGAAAGCAAGACAAGGAAGGUCUAUCGUUCUACUUUUCCAGCAUCGUUGAAGAUUCGGAUGCGCAGCGCAGCGUAUCCGUGUGCUGGGAAACACCGUGUCCCGCCCCGAGAAAUUCACUUGAAAGUUCGGGUCUGGGUGGUGUUUGCUUGUCAUGGGAUUCGGACUCGGUCUAA